UCCCCAAAGAGCUUGCUUUUCUUCCACAUUAAAACCAAAAAGCUCCCUAUCUUCCAUCAAAAUCCAAUACCGCCAUUUCCCAAUUCCUCCACCGGAAUUCGAGAUCUAACCCCCGCCGCCGCCGCCGCCGCCGCUGCCGCCAUGGCGCUCCAGCUCAUCCUAAUCGGAGUCUCCCUCCUCGCAUCCCUCCCUUUACUCUACUCCCUCCUCUACCGCCUCCGAUUCAAGCUCCCUCCGGGCCCCCGCCCAACCCCAAUCGUCGGCAACCUCUACGACAUCAAGCCCGUCCGAUUCCGCUGCUUCGCCGAGUGGGCGGAACAGUACGGCCCGAUCAUCUCCGUCUGGUUCGGCUCCACCCUCAACGUCGUCGUUUCCAACACCCAGCUCGCCAAGGAAGUGUUGAAAGAGCACGACCAGCAGCUCGCGGAUCGGCACCGGAGCAGGUCGGCGGCCAAGUUCAGCCGCGACGGCCAGGAUCUGAUCUGGGCCGACUACGGGCCGCACUACGUCAAGGUGAGGAAGGUCUGUACUCUGGAGCUUUUCACUCCCAAGAGGCUGGAAGGUCUGAGGCCGAUUAGGGAGGAUGAGGUCACCGCCAUGGUUGAGUCCGUUUACCGCGACUGCUCCGAUUCCGGCUGUGCAGAGAAGAGUUUGCAAGUGAAGAAGUACUUGGGAGCGGUGGCAUUCAACAACAUAACGCGGCUAGCAUUCGGGAAGAGGUUCGUGAACUCGGAGGGCGUGAUGGACGAGCAAGGGCUCGAGUUCAAGGCGAUCGUGUCGAACGGGCUCAAGCUAGGAGCGUCCCUUUCCAUGGCAGAGCACAUCGAGUGGCUGCGAUGGAUGUUCCCCUUGGAGGAAGGUGCUUUCGCUCAGCACGGUGCCCGUAGGGACAGGCUCACCCGAGCCAUCAUGGAGGAGCACACCGAGGCUCGAAAGAAGAGUGGGGAUACGAAGCAGCAUUUCGUCGAUGCGCUGCUCACGUUGAAGGAGAAGUACGACCUCAGCGAGGACACCAUCAUCGGACUUCUUUGGGACAUGAUCACAGCCGGCAUGGACACGACAGCAAUCUCGUCCGAAUGGGCAAUGGCAGAGAUCAUCAAGCACCCGAGGGUCCAGCAGAAGCUCCACGACGAGAUGGACAGGGUCAUCGGCUUCGAACGGAUCAUGACCGAGUCCGACUUCUCGAGCCUGCACUACCUCCAAUGCGUCGUCAAGGAAUCCCUCAGGCUCCACCCUCCAACCCCUCUGAUGCUCCCUCACCGGUCCAACGCCAAUGUCAAGAUCGGCGGCUACGACAUACCAAAGGGAUCGAACGUCCACGUCAACGUGUGGGCCGUGGCUCGUGAUCCGGCGGUGUGGAAGGACCCGUUGGAGUUCAGGCCGGAGAGGUUCAUGGAAGAGGACGUGGACAUGAAGGGCCACGACUUCCGGCUGCUCCCCUUUGGUGCCGGGAGGCGGGUUUGCCCCGGGGCGCAGCUGGGGAUCAACUUGGUGACGUCGAUGUUGGGUCACUUGUUGCAUCAUUUCCAGUGGAGUCCUCCGGCGGGGGUUAAGCCGGAGGAGAUCGACAUGUCGGAGAAUCCCGGGUUGGUGACUUACAUGCGGACGCCGGUGAUGGCUACGGCGACUCCUCGGCUGCCUUCUCACUUGUACAAACGUGUGGCGGCGGAGAUGUAAAAGGGGAAGAGGGUGAGGAAACAGAGGAAGCGGGUUAGGAUUUGUCUGUUGUAUUGUACUCAAAAACUACAAGGUGGGGAGCCAAAUGGUUUUUUUCUUUUCUUCCUCUUGUACUUGUUUGUAUCAUUUACAAACUUCUGGCAUCAAUUUAAAGAACCCAAUUUUAAUGUUGUGCGUUUUUGGAUAUUUGAUUGUGUUGUUGUGGAUGUCAAUUCGUAGUAGGGAUGGCAAUGGGUCGGGUUGGAUCGGGUUUUGCCAAA
Messenger RNA from Linum tenue, 1937 nucleotides. The record is from the annotation of a GenBank genome assembly. Lineage: Eukaryota; Viridiplantae; Streptophyta; Magnoliopsida; Malpighiales; Linaceae.